AUGACUUCCAACGGACUAAGCCACAAAGGUCCAGAGAUGAAGAAGAAUGCCGAUGGCUCUGCUCGCUUCGACCCGACUUUUACACAAAGCGUCAUCGAAGCCAUGGGUCCCAAGACUUCGCCUCGAAUGAGAGAAGUGAUGUCUUCUUUGGUUCCACAUCUGCACGAUUUCGCUCGUGAGGUCGAGUUGACCGUCGAUGAGUGGAUGGCAGGUGUCAAUCUGCUGAACUGGGCCGGACAGAUGAGCAACGACAGGAGAAACGAAGGCCAGCUCGUCUGUGACGUGGUCGGUCUUGAGUCCCUGGUUGACGAAAUCACAUACAAGAAAGCGUCGGAAGCCGCAGAUACUGCGACCCAGAGUGCUAUCCUUGGCCCAUUCCUUAGAACAGACCAUCCAGUGCGAUCGAAGGGCGCGAACAUCCAUAUCACCAAAGGCGAGGGUGCCGAGCAACUGUACUUCUUCGGCCAGGUGGUUGACGCCAAGUCUGGGCAGCCUUUGGCGAAUGCAUCUGUGGAUGUGUGGAUGGCGUCUACCAAUGGAUUGUACGAGCAACAAGAUGACAAACAGAUCGAGCAUAAUCUUCGUGGCAAGUUCAUGACGGAUGCCAACGGCGAGUAUGCAUUUUACUGCAUCAGGCCGACGCCAUAUCCGGUGCCUUUCGACGGUCCUGCGGGCAAAUAG
Molecule: messenger RNA, 681 nt
Organism: Fulvia fulva
Lineage: Eukaryota; Fungi; Ascomycota; Dothideomycetes; Mycosphaerellales; Mycosphaerellaceae
Product: Catechol 1,2-dioxygenase
Exons: 3
Coding region: 1-681 (226 amino acids)
Biological process (GO): catechol-containing compound metabolic process
Molecular function (GO): catechol 1,2-dioxygenase activity; ferric iron binding
Source: RefSeq, a predicted model, not a curated record